Messenger RNA from Coccidioides posadasii C735 delta SOWgp, 387 nucleotides. RefSeq lists its product as uncharacterized. NCBI's taxonomy places the organism in Eukaryota, Fungi, Ascomycota, Eurotiomycetes, Onygenales, Onygenaceae. The record is from RefSeq and is a predicted model, not a curated record.
AUGGGCAUCCCAUCGAACGCAGAAAUCAAAGAGCUCCUGGAGUCGCAAUUUCACUCUCGUCUUCAGAAAGCGGAUCUCCACAGCGAUUCCGAGACGCUCUUCCAGUUCGGACACCUGGACGAACUCUUUGCCGAAGAUGUCGAGGUCCACAUUUCUGGUCACGAAUUCCAUCUGAACGGGAAGCACCGGGGCCUGGAUGCCUUCAAAGGCCACCUGGAAUCCGAUGACAUGCCAUCCUUGAGCAGCAUCAUUGAUGUGACUAAGCCAAUUAAGGGUGCUGUCCUCCACGUCAUCGGUGGUGAGAACGACGAAUGGAAAGCUGCCGUCCUCCACAGCACCGCAACAACUCGCAACAGUGAGAAGCUUUCCUUGCUCCAUUGGAUGUAG